Leptosomus discolor (cuckoo roller) is the source of this 678-nucleotide messenger RNA. NCBI's taxonomy places the organism in Eukaryota, Metazoa, Chordata, Aves, Leptosomiformes, Leptosomidae. The record is from RefSeq and is a predicted model, not a curated record.
AUGGCGCUGAGUGACCUGCUUUACCCAGAUAACCCCAAGAGAAGGCAAGAAUUGAUCCAGCUACACCAGGAAUUGCUCAACUGCAUGGCCACAAAUUUCCAUGCCACAAAUGAGCUGGCUGGAGUGCUGAAUGAACACUUGGGCUGUACCAUUACCCACAUUCAGAUGAGAGAGAGCAGCACUGUCAAGGAAAACUGUGACAUUAUCAUUCAAGCGAUGAGUGAGAUUCAGCAUCAGGUACAGAAGAUUGAUAGUGACAUGAAGGAAAAGCUAGAGCCUGUGCUGUACCAGAAGCUAUAUGACAUCAAAGAGCCUGAGUUGGAGAAAAUUGCAAUAGCCCAUAAAAUUUUUUCCAUCAUUCUUGGCGAAGCUACUUCAACAGCUGAGAUGGUAGCUAUCAAACUUCUUGGCUCCAAUUUUAUAACUCUCACUGUAGGCAAGCUCAUCAGUCUCCUUGCACAGAUUGGGGCAUCUGUUCUCGGGGGAAUCAGCAUCACCAUUCUUGGGCUCGGCAUUGAAAUGAUCCUCCAUGCCAUCCUGGGAGCUGUGGAGAGGAAUCAGCUUCUGACAGCUGUGAAAAGCUAUGAGAAGCACCUGGCUGAGUUUAAAGCAGCCUCAGAAAAGUACCAGCAUGCUAUACGUGAAGUGACUUCUUUGGUGCGACAGCAGGUUCAGUGA